Molecule: messenger RNA, 496 nt
Organism: Sphaeroforma arctica JP610
Lineage: Eukaryota; Ichthyosporea; Ichthyophonida
Exons: 1
Source: RefSeq, a predicted model, not a curated record
AUGGACAAUGUGGAAACGGUUAGCCAGGCGUACAAUCUCUUGGACCCAAGAGGGGAGCUCGACAUCAUAUUGACGGAUGGACAGUUGUAUUCGUACCUGCUAGAUAUAUCCGAGAGAAGAUAUUGUUCCGAAAAUUGCAAAUUCAUCCGCGAUAUCAAUCUUCUGGGCGAUUUCAGUGAUAAACACGUCGCAGUGACGAAAUUAUGUGAAAUAUUGGCGUUGCUCAACACGUAUAUUUACGUAGGCGCUCCCACGCCUGUGAACCUGCCAAGCGAUUUGAUAGCUGGUCUUCGGAAUAUAAAGAUUAGCGCAAAUUCUAGCUGCGCUGAUUGGAAUACACUAUACCAUCUAGUGCUAGAAGCUCGAGCAUAUAUUAGACAGCUAUUGGGCGAGUCUGGUGUGCUGUCCAAAUUUGAGAGAGAUCCUCGAGUCGUGCGGUCAAUCAUAGAGCGGAAUAUAGCGGAGAAAAUGGGAUUGUCCAUGGCUCGGCGGAAAA